AUGCCCCACUCCCUGACCUCGCUGCUAUUUAACGCCGUUUCCUUCCCAGAGGCCUUUCCUGCGUGCUUUCUGCGCAUUCCCACCUCCGUUCCUUCGAAAAAUGCUGCAUCUGAUCAGCAUCCCGAGCCAUUAAAUCAUCGCCAAGGAGGCGACAUCCAUUCGUUAUGGUCUGCCUCUCGGCAACACCCACAAUGUCCUGGGAACAUCUUGCCGCCGGGAGGACUUCGGCCGCUAACUUACCAAAACGUGGUAUUAGCCUCCGAGAUAUCCAAGCAGUGCGCCUUCGAUAUACUCCACCAACUAUGGCAGAUGCAUCCGUUCAGGAUAUCGGUCAUGGUGGGCUUCGAUCUUCUGCGGGGCGCAUUUCCCGCUAUGAGAGGCUAUUCACACGCCCUAAUUAUUGACGAGGUACAAAAAUCCAUACUGUCAGGCAAUUUUAUGGUAUCCCAGCUCCUCAGGCGUGCCUUAGUCGAGCUACUACGGAUGGGAUGCGAGACUGCUGUGGAUAGUAUCGCGGCAUCCAACGAGAACACUGUACACGCCUCCGCUCGCUUCUUAGUGGAACACGCCCAACUAGAGUACCGACUUCGCCCGGACGUACCCACUCUUUCAGACCCGCUCGUGCGCGAUCUCCUGCAGGAGGCCGACAUCUUCGUUCGUUCUUUCAGCGGCUUCUCGUCUUUCGGACUUUUCUCUCCCCUAGACUUCAUGCGCAUCUUUACACUCGUUUCCGAGCUCUUGACGCAUCUCUGGAUCUUGUCCACUCUGACGUUCGGUACUACCCCGCUCCCCGUAAUUCUCGUCUCCAUCGCCCUGUCCGCGCUUCCGUCCCUUCUAUCUUGGUCCAGCAGCGCUUCUCAGCCGUGGGAUAACCCCACAUCCCGGUUAGAAGGCCGUCUAACCGCAAAACAAGAAGCCAUGCGCCACCUCGCACACAGCGAAUCGUACCGCCCCGAAGUGCUCCUGUUUGACCUCGCGCCGUGGAUCCUCCGCUCGUGGGCCCGCGCCCGGAAAGCGCUCCUCGGCGUCGAGCGCCGCCACGAGAGCUGUGAGAGGGGUCUGCCCUCCCGCUUCCUCUCCCAAAUAUAUCUUUCAGGGGCGUUCUCUGCAUUUGAGCAUAUUCCAGUGCUGCUGGUGCUCAACUCCUCGGCCUCCUCCCUCGGCGCAUUCACGCUGUACCGCAACACGCUACAGAGCAUGUUCCACACCGCGGGUGCGCUGCUGCAGACCCUCCGGAUGGCGUUCCAAGGGGUGUUCCUGAUGGGUGCGUUCUGUGCCGCCACGAAGCUGCAGCCCCGUCUUGAGCCUGCGGCGGAUUGCGCGGUCGCCUACCGCCCUUCACCGAGUGGGGCGGCCAUUGACAUCAAGAACGUCUCGUUCACAUACCCGGGCAACAAUCAACCUAGCCUUCGGGGCGUCACGCUCUGCAUCGCGGCCGGCGAAACAGUGGCCAUCGUCGGCUGCAACGGCUCCGGAAAAACGACGCUCGCGAAGGUGCUCCUCCGCAUCUUCGACUUCGACAGCGGCGAGCUCCUUUUGAACGGCCUCGACGCGCGCACCGUGCGCCCGCAGGAGCUGCACGCGCGCGCCACCGCCGUCUUCCAGGGCUUCUCGCGCUUCAGCACGAGCGUCAAGGGCAACGUCGGCAUCGGCUUCGUCCCGGACAUGCACGACCCCGCCGCCGUGACCGCCGCGCUCGGGCUCGCCGGCGCAGAGGACCUCGUCAGCUCGCUCCCAGACGGGGUGCGCACGACGCUCGACGGGGACACGUCGUACCACGGCGGCUGCGAGGCGUUCUCGGGCUCUGCCGCGCGCAAACCGCACGGGCUGUCCGGGGGAGAGUGGCAGCGCAUCGCAAUCUCGCGCGCCUUCAUGCGCGCCCAGCGGCCGGAGGUGGAGCUGCUGGUGUUCGACGAGCCGACGUCGUCGCUUGACGCGCACGCCCAGAAGCACUUCUUCGACACGGUCGAGCAGAUCUCGCGCGACGCCGAUGGGCACCGGACGAAGACCGUCGUGUUCAUCACGCACCGGCUCUCCACCGCGCGCCGGGCGGACAAGAUAGCGAUGAUGGAGAGCGGCACUAUCACAGAGUUCGGCACGCACCAGGAGCUGCUCGCGCAGAACGGCCGUUACGCCGCGAUGUACGACGCCUCCGUCUGA
Trametes versicolor FP-101664 SS1 is the source of this 2160-nucleotide messenger RNA. RefSeq names its product P-loop containing nucleoside triphosphate hydrolase protein. Gene Ontology annotation, biological process: transmembrane transport. The transcript has 9 exons. The record is from RefSeq and is a predicted model, not a curated record. Gene Ontology annotation, molecular function: ATP hydrolysis activity; ATP binding; ATPase-coupled lipid transmembrane transporter activity. Lineage: Eukaryota; Fungi; Basidiomycota; Agaricomycetes; Polyporales; Polyporaceae. The coding region runs from base 1 to 2160 and encodes 719 amino acids.